CACACCGCCUCUUCUCUCUGCCUCUUCUCGACUCUUCACUGCUUCAAGGAUUCUAUCUAUCAUGAAGUUCUUCGCUGCCAUCGUUGCCCUUGCCUGCCUCGCAUUGUCGAGCGCUCAGAUGCCAACUCCAUACAACUGCGCAACUGGUGCCACGGAUCUGCUCGUCACCAACUUCACUUUGGCGCCUUACCCUCUCUGCAUCGGACAGAACGUCUGCGCCAGUGGUACUGGUAUUCUGAGCGCCCCUGUUACCCAGGGUGCCAAGCUCAAUAUCGUUGGCAAAUACCUUAACCGUAUCGUCUACACGGAUGCCCAUGAUCUCUGCACUCUCCUUGGCAGUCAAGGUGUCCCUUGCCCAAUCCCAAUCACCAUGACCUCAAUCACUGCCUGCGUCUUGGUCAAGCCCACUGCUCCUGCUGGUAUCCCUGUCAUUCUCCAAGUCUCGGCCACCAACGGCAACGGCCACGUCCUCUUCUGCCAGGCUGCCAACGGCGUCAUCGCCCAGAACUGCCCUCCUUAAAAAGGCAAUUCCAGAAAAUGGGGUUUCAUGUACAUAUACCCCAUGUCUCCAUAAAGGAACAAGGUCA
Lobosporangium transversale is the source of this 587-nucleotide messenger RNA. RefSeq lists its product as hypothetical. Bases 62 to 520 code for a protein of 152 amino acids. NCBI's taxonomy places the organism in Eukaryota, Fungi, Mortierellomycota, Mortierellomycetes, Mortierellales, Mortierellaceae. The record is from RefSeq and is a predicted model, not a curated record. The transcript is spliced from 3 exons.